This is a messenger RNA of Phytophthora nicotianae INRA-310, 561 nucleotides long. RefSeq lists its product as hypothetical. Lineage: Eukaryota; Oomycota; Peronosporomycetes; Peronosporales; Peronosporaceae. The record is from RefSeq and is a predicted model, not a curated record. The transcript has 2 exons. The coding region runs from base 1 to 561 and encodes 186 amino acids.
AUGGACGACUUCUACCGUGUCGAGAAGCAGACACAAGAUGCUGCUGCCAGCGAGCACGACAACGUCGACAUGUUGGGCGAGAACGACGACGACGUCAUGGGGACUCGUCAUGAAGUCGAGGCAAUGGUCGAUGGAAGCGAGCCGGCAUGCGAGGAUCCUUCUGGUGACGAGUUCGAUGCCUGCGUGAUCGGGGACAAGAUCCCAGUCGUUCUGACGACGACGCAAUCUAGCACGUCCGCAGCCUCCUCGACAACUGUGUACCACCCGCUGCUGAUGCCUGUCGCCCAGACAACCGCCAGCACACUUGCCACAUUAUCCCAGGCACCGGCGUUUACCGUUGAGGAACUCAGUCGAUAUGAAGUCAUCGAGUUGCUCUCGAAAGCGCUUGACCCAGCUGCUGCGAUAUGGGUUUCAAGUGAUCGCCAACGCCAACAUGCGGACGUCAACCAUUACGCAACAAUUGCCGAGGUCCCAUGCGCGUUUACACUUAAUCAAAGGCAGCACGCCGCAUUCACGAUCAUCGCGACUGCGCUGCUACGAACGUUUCUGCGGCAGGAGUAG